Austrofundulus limnaeus is the source of this 1750-nucleotide messenger RNA. RefSeq names its product extracellular calcium-sensing receptor-like. The transcript is spliced from 5 exons. Lineage: Eukaryota; Metazoa; Chordata; Actinopteri; Cyprinodontiformes; Rivulidae. Gene Ontology annotation, cellular component: plasma membrane. Gene Ontology annotation, biological process: G protein-coupled receptor signaling pathway. The coding region runs from base 4 to 1746 and encodes 580 amino acids. The record is from RefSeq and is a predicted model, not a curated record. Gene Ontology annotation, molecular function: G protein-coupled receptor activity.
UCCAUGCACUACAAAAUGCACACAGCGAUUUAUAAUUAUACCACUAAGCCUGAAGCUUUAAGAUGCACAGGGGGCAUAAGUGUUCGCAGUCUGCAGUUCUCUCGUACAAUGAUAUUCGCCAUUGAGGAAAUAAACAACAGUACAGAGCUGCUGCCAGGCAUCAAACUUGGUUAUCAGAUCUAUGACUCAUGCACCUCAGGGCCUGGGGCAUCUGACGCAGCGUUUCAACUAUCGAAUGGUAAAGACCCAAUGUUUUACGAAGGCAACAAUUGUUCCCAAUCUGGUGUAGUGACGGCUGUUGUUGGAGAUUCUGGAUCUUUGGAAUCCAUCAGCAUAUCCCACGUCAUUACAGCCUUCAACAUCUCACAGGUGAGUUAUGUUGCCACCUGUGCCUGCCUGUCAGAUAAGCAGCAGUACCCAACGUUUUUCAGAACGAUUCCCAGUGAUCAGUUCCAAGUUGACGCAUUGGUAAAGCUGGUGAAACACUUUGGCUGGACUUGGAUUGGUACUGUUUACUCAGACACGGAUUAUGGAAAUUAUGGCAUGGCAUCGUUUCUUCCGGCUGCAAAAAAAGAGGGGAUCUGUGUGGAGUACUCUGAAUCCUUAUAUCGAACCGACCCACAUAGCAAGAUCCAGAGAGUGGCUGAUGUGAUCCGCAGCCACCCCAAUGCAGUGAGGAAUGUUCAGACCUUUAUAUUGGAGAAACUAAACGUCUCAACAAACGCAUGGCUCAACACCAUAGAGCAAGCUCUUCAGGACAAGACUCAGCUGUCCACCAACACCUCAAGGAUAAGGGACACUCACCUAAGGACCAGAAUGUUCAUAUUUUGGACAGAGAGGACAUAUGAUUCUCCAGAUUGCUUCCAAUGUCCCACAGAAUUCUGGCCCAAUACAGAAAAAGAUGCUUGUUUACAAAAACCUGUGGAGUUUUUGUCUUUUGAUGAAGUCCUGGCUAUCUUCCUGGCUGCAUUAUCCAUUUUCGGGGCCUGUCUGGCCAUCAUAACUGUAGUUAUUUUCUUUCAACACAGAACAACUCCAAUUGUAAGAGCCAACAACUCUGAGCUGAGCUUCCUGCUCCUCUUCUCUCUGACUCUGUGCUUCCUAUGUCCAUUAACUUUCAUCGGAGCUCCCUCUGAGUGGUCCUGCAUGCUGAGACACACAGCGUUUGGUAUCACCUUUGUUCUCUGUAUCUCCUGUGUUCUUGGCAAAACUGUAGUGGUUUUAAUUGCCUUUAAAGCUACACUUCCAGGUAGUAAUGUCAUGAAAUGGUUUGGGCCUGCACAACAAAGAAUGACUGUACUUUUUCUUACAUGUAUUCAAGGUUUAAUAUGUGUUAUUUGGUUGGUUGUCAACCCUCCAUAUCCAAUGAAAAACCUGAGCACAUACAAGGAGAAGAUCAUCCUGGAAUGUGCAUUAGGCUCUGCUGUUGGCUUCUGGGCUGUGCUCGGCUACAUUGGCCUGCUGGCUGUUUUUUGCUUUGUGUUAGCUGUUCUAGCUCGGAAACUACCUGAUAAUUUUAAUGAAGCCAAGCUGAUAACCUUCAGCAUGCUGAUAUUCUGUGCAGURUGGAUCACCUUCAUCCCAGCAUAUGUCAGCUCUCCUGGAAAAUUUACUGUGGCUGUGGAGAUWUUUGCCAUCCUGGCCUCCAGUUUUGGACUGAUACUGUGUAUAUUUGCUCCAAAGUGUUUCAUCAUAUUAUUUCAGCCAGAGAAGAACUCCAAGAAACAUUUAAUGAACAAAAACUAAUUGA